AUGGAGAGCAGAGAAGCCCAGAUCACGAUGUGUGACCGAGGGGUUCAGAUGCUCGUCACCACAGUGGGCGCCUUCGCCGCCUUCAGCCUCAUGACCAUCGCCGUGGGUACCGACUACUGGCUCUAUUCCCGGGGUGUGUGUCGGAUUAAGACGCCGGGGGAGAACGAGACCAAUCGGAAGAACGAGGAGGUGAUGACCCACUCGGGGCUCUGGAGGACCUGCUGCCUGGAAGGUGCAUUUCGGGGAAUCUGCAAGAAGAUAGACCAUUUUCCAGAGGAUGCUGACUAUGAGCAGGAUGCGGCCGAGUACUUACUGCGCGCUGUGAGGGCCUCCAGUAUCUUCCCCAUCAUCAGCGUGGGCCUGCUCUUCAUGGGGGGACUCUGCGUGGCGGCAAGUGAGUUCUACAGGAGCCGGCACAACGUCAUCCUCAGCGCAGGGAUCUUCUUCGUGUCGGCCGGUCUAAGCAACAUCAUUGGCAUCAUCGUGUACAUCUCAGCCAACUCCGGGGACCCGAGCCAGCGUGACGCCAAGAAGAGCUACUCCUACGGAUGGAGCUUCUACUUCGGCGCGCUGUCCUUCAUCAUGGCUGAGAUGGUGGGCGUCCUGGCCGUGCACAUGUUCAUCGACAAACACCGGCAGCUGCGUGCUCAGUCGCGUGUCGAGCUCCUUAAAAAGCCGCCCGCCCCCGGGCACCACCGCCGCUUCCGCCGGCGCUCCCGCUCGGCCGAGCCGGCCUCCCGCGACGACUCACCCACUGGCCAGGGCUACGGUGGCCCCGGCUCUGCCGAUAUCUCCAUGUACACGCUGUCACGGGAGUCCGGCAAGGCUAGUGCUGCCUCGCUUCUCAACUCAGACAGGGAGUACCUACAGGCCCAGAAGGACUACCAGGACACGCUACAGCGGGAGGCGGCCAAUCGGAGGACCACCCCAGUGUGAGGGGGGCGGGGCAGA
This is a messenger RNA of Scleropages formosus (Asian bonytongue), 951 nucleotides long. RefSeq names its product voltage-dependent calcium channel gamma-3 subunit-like. Gene Ontology annotation, molecular function: channel regulator activity; voltage-gated calcium channel activity. Lineage: Eukaryota; Metazoa; Chordata; Actinopteri; Osteoglossiformes; Osteoglossidae. Bases 1 to 936 code for a protein of 311 amino acids. Gene Ontology annotation, cellular component: AMPA glutamate receptor complex; postsynaptic density membrane. The transcript has 5 exons. Gene Ontology annotation, biological process: positive regulation of synaptic transmission, glutamatergic; postsynaptic neurotransmitter receptor diffusion trapping; regulation of AMPA receptor activity. The record is from RefSeq and is a predicted model, not a curated record.